Messenger RNA from Diabrotica virgifera virgifera (western corn rootworm), 7700 nucleotides. RefSeq names its product solute carrier family 25 member 16-like. Gene Ontology annotation, biological process: transmembrane transport. NCBI's taxonomy places the organism in Eukaryota, Metazoa, Arthropoda, Insecta, Coleoptera, Chrysomelidae. Gene Ontology annotation, cellular component: mitochondrial inner membrane. The transcript has 6 exons. The record is from RefSeq and is a predicted model, not a curated record. The coding region runs from base 254 to 1210 and encodes 318 amino acids.
AUUCAUCGGGGGUUCUGCCCCCUGCCAUAAGCCACUUGCACCAAUCUAUCGUUUCCCAUUCUUCGAUAGACUUCUGGGGGUUCAGCAGAUUAUCCAAAACUUCGUUCAAGUGUUGCGGAUUUCUCUCGUUGGAGCAAUCGGCAUGAAUCUAUUGAGGAUGUUACUGGUGAAAGUUUCAUUUUGCGCAGUUUUAUGUCAGUACACGAGUAUUACCAGAGCCUAAAUUUAUAGUAAAAAUAUAUAAACAAUAAAUAUGAUGGAACUGGAACGACAAAACAAAUUUGAAAUCAUUUGCAAGAAUUUAUUAUGUGGGGGUGUAGCUGGAAUGCUUUCAAAGACUACAGUAGCUCCUUUGGAUAGAGUUAAAAUUCUUUUACAAGCACACAAUAGGCAUCACGAAAGUCACGGGGUGGUUGGAGGUUUAAGACACGUCAUCAAUAAAGAGGGACCAUUAGCUCUUUACAAAGGAAAUGGAGCCCAAAUGGUACGGAUUUUUCCAUAUGCAGCUAUUCAGUUUACUUCGUUUGAGGUAUACAAAAAAUACCUAGAUGGAGUGUUUGGAGAAACGUCACAUAUAGAUAAAUUCUUAGCCGGCGCAGCAGCCGGAUUAACUUCUGUUUUUUGUACUUAUCCCUUAGAUACUAUUAGGGCUCGAUUAGCAUUUCAGGUCAGUGGUGAGCACAUCUAUACCGGGAUAGCUCACGCGGCUUCUACCAUCUUUAAAGAAGAAGGUGGCGCCAGAGCUCUCUACCGGGGAUUCACACCGACUCUUAUGGGCAUGGUGCCUUACGCCGGUCUCUCCUUUUAUAUCUUCGAGUACAUCAAGUAUGGAUUUAUGAAAUAUUUACCACACUUGGCGUGUAAUCCCUGCGAGAAGAAUACCGGAGGAUUAGUCCUGACAGUACCUGCCAAACUUUUAUCCGGAGGCUUAGCAGGAGCGGUUGCGCAAAGUGUUAGCUAUCCCUUAGAUGUAACAAGAAGACGUAUGCAGCUAGCCAUGAUGAACCCUGAAACACAUCAUUACGGCCACAGUAUGUUUACUACCCUCUACAAAAUUUACACGGAACACGGAGUGAUUAAAGGACUCUACAGGGGAAUGUCAAUCAAUUAUAUGAGAGCAAUACCGAUGGUUGCAGUUUCUUUCUCCACUUACGAACUAUGCAAACAAUUACUUAAUCUAGAUACAGGUUUAAAAGUCAGUGUAGGAUAAAGAUACAACACGUUCAGUUUUUGAUUAGAUAUAGGCGACUGAAGGAAGUGCAAAAAUCGGCAACAUUGCUUAGUCUACUGUCGUUGUUUAAUCGUCGAAUGACGGUGGACGACGGAGCGACUGAGUUAGAAUCGGCGAGAAUCAUGUGCAUUAGCAUGGGAAGAGGGGACCGUCUCGUACUUGAACUGAUCGCAGUGUUGCCAUUUAUAGGACGUAUAUCUAAUUUAAAAUUAAACAUGUUGUAGAUAUUAAUUCAAAAUAAGUCACCUUCACCUUCAUUGUAGAUUAAAUGGUUUUUGAUAACAUUAAGACCAAGAUUGAAGUCAAAUCGUUUUAGAAAACAUUAUAAUGGCACAAUUUAAUUUAGAGCAAGGCUAAAGGAAGCAUUUUUUCACAUAUCUACUUUAAAAAGUCUUUAAAUAAUAGUGUGACAUGAAACUACCUUUAAUAUUACACGAAUUUUUGCUCUCUAGUUUGAAUGUUAUGCUUAUGAAAAGAAAAACUUCUUCUUUUUCUAGUGCCGACUAUACUAAUGAAAGUUGACUAUAACCAUUGCAAAUUCGUCUUUGACUUCUGCUUUUCUUUAAAGCGUCUGUGUUUAACCCGGUCCAGUCACGAAUGUUUUUCAGUCGGGAUAUUUUUCGUCUACCAGAAUCCCUUUUUCGUCUACCGCCACAUCUCAAUAGCUUCCAGCUUUCUCACUUAUUCAACAUUAACAGUCCAAUAUUAAAAUACAUAAAGAAGAAUACUAUACACCAUAAAGAAGAAUACUAUGCACCAUAAAGAAUAAUAGAGUAGAUAUAACAUUUUACCAUUCUAUAUUGGAUUUGCAGAUGGAGUCUUUGGUUAUUCAGAAAUUUCUUCAUCUUCAAAAAGGCUGCUCUUGACUGCUUUAUUCUUGAUCGAAUCUAUUAUUUCCGAUUCAGAUCUUUCGUAAUCCGGACCCCUAAGGAUUUCAGUUUGUCCAUUUGUUCAAUAUCUUCAUUUUUUAUCUGGAUCCUUGUUAUGACUUUAUCCUUCUUACUGAUACCCAUGGUUUUUGUUUUCUUUAGGUUUAUUGUUAAACCAAACUAUUCCCCAGUAUCACAAAUUGUGUUUAAUAGCGUCUGCAGGUCUUUAUCACUUUCAGUGAUAAUGACUGUAUCGUCGGCAUAAUGAAUGCUAUUUAUAUUUUCACCAUUUAUCUUGAUCUCUUCUCUGCAGUUUUCAAGUGCUUGUGUAAAUAACUUUUCGGAGUAUAUAUUAAAUAGACAUGGUGAAAGAACACAGCCCUGUCUCACUCCUCUACUUAUCUGUUGCUCAUCCGUACUAUUUUCAUCUAAUGUUACCACGACCUGUUGGUUCCAAUAGAGAUUUCUCAGAUUUCUCACUAUGUAAAUUUCAUUUUUGUCGAGUCAAGAAAAACAAGAAUAAAAGAAAAACUUAUACAGAGUGAGUUUUAUGUAUGGAAACACUCAAUUAUCUCGAAAACGGCUUGCACGAUGUUUAUAGGUUUUGGCUGGUAGGGGUUUCCUAAUGCGGCCGAUGUUAUAGUGCUAAUUGCAUUGUUGUCAGAUCUUCCGUUUUUCUGGAAAUCUAACGAACUUUCUUAUUUCAAAUGGAAUACCCUGUAUAUUUUUUGCGUUUUAAAGUCCUUAAGAAAUACUGAUUAUUUUUUGUGUUAUAUUCCCUAUACCUAAAUGCCAUAAUAUCUGAGUUAUUUCUACAUUUAUCAAAAAAAUUUUAAACAAAUUAUAAAAAUCAAUUUCUUCGGCUCGGGUAGACAUUAUUUUAUGUUCUUUGGAUCAUUGGGAAUAUUAUUGGGAAAAAAAAAGGUCUUUUGUAAUUUUUCUCCAAAGUUAAUCGGUUUCGAGCAAUAAACAAUUUAAAACUGACAAAGAUCGAAUAAUGUUGAUUUUCAAGGUUCAAAAACACAAGUAAAAAAUAUGAUUUUUAAAAUUAUGAAGUACAUACAUACAUAAAUUCAGGUUAAACUAUUCUUCUAAUAGCUUGCUAUAAAAUUUUUUGGCUCGUUUUAUUCUAAAACAUUGCUUUUUAAUAUUGUUAAUGAAGUGCAUAUGAGAGGACGGGCGAUCGGGCCGUAUUAACAACUAAAAAACAAUGUUUUAAAAUUAAACAAGCUCAAAUUACUUAUCGGUAGCUGAUAAAAUAAGUCUAGAAUUUAAAUUUGGAUAAUUCGCAGUUUCAAAAAUAAUAUUUUUUAUUUGUGUUUUUGAACCUUGAAAAUCGUCAUUAUUCGAUUUUUUUCAGUUUUAAAUUGUUUAUAACUCGGAAACGAUUAAUUUUAGAGAAAAAUUACAAAACAUCUUUUUGUUCACAAUGAUCCAAUAAACCUAAAAUAAUUUUUACCAGGGCCGAAAAAAUUGAUUUCUAUAAUUUGUUUAAAUUUUUUUAAAAUAAAUGUAGCAAUAACUCCUAAAUUAUGGCAUUUAGGUAUAGGGAAUAUAACAUGAAAAAUAAUCAGUAUCUCUUAAGGACUUAAAAAAUAUACAGGGUGUUUCAUUUCAAAUAAGAAAGUUCAUUACAUUUCCGGAAAACGAAAAAUCUGACAACAAUGUAAUUAGCACUAUAAUAUCGGCCGCAUUAGAAAACCCUUACCCACCAAAACCUACAAAAAUUGCGCAAACCCUUUCCGAGAUAAUUGAGUGUUUCCAUACAUAAAACUCACUCUUAGUAUAGUGUAUACUAUCUGUACAAAUACAUCACUCUAUAGUAACUGAUAACCGUUUCAAUUAAACCAUAUACAAACAACUGUAGCUAGCAAUAUUUUAGUUGGCAACAAAGUUAUUUAGUCACUCUUAAUCAAUCACUUCGCUUUAGAAGAAGUAAGAAAAAAUCUGAUGAUGCUAUUUUAUAUAUGUUUAUAAAAGGACAAAUGAAUUUGUUGGAUUUAAUUGCAAAUCAUUCAGUACCACUUCUUUUACAUACCAUCUCUAUUGAGGUUUGCAACCAGUUUGGCAAAGUCUUGUCCAUUGUGGGCUUGGUGUAUGAGAGCCUUGCUUUCAGUUCUGAUCUAGUCUCUUUAUUCCUGAGCCAUGAUUUCUUCUGUCUUUCUAUAUCACGUUUUCCUUCUAUUUCUUUCUUGAUAAUUAGUUCUUAUUCUUCUUAAUACCGUUCAUAAUGUAAUGUAGUGUGUUUGUUUAGUCUUUUAUUUUUAAAUAAAAUUACACUUAAACAUAAAGCCGUCUAGAUGACAUUAUGUGAUGUUUGACUUUAUGGUCAAAAGUAAUGAGAAUUUUAAGAAGAAAUGUGUCGAAUUGUAGAUCUAUAUUUGCUGUUCCAUUUCUGUUUCGAGCUUUCCGUAGCUAGAUAGUGUGAUGCUUAGAUAUUUAAACUCUAGCUCCAAUUUACAUAUUAUUGGAUUUUCUGUUAUAACCAUGCAUUUUGCCUUUUUUUUUGGGAAAAUUAACAUAUUAAAUUGGUGCAGCAUAUACGUUGCAAUUCAUCUUCACUUUGAGAGAUUAGUAUUGCUUCGUCUGCAUAGCAGAUUAUUUUAAGUUGUUUUUCUCCCAUUUGGUAUCCUUUUUUCGUUCUCACUUUUUUUGUUAUUUCAUCUAUGAUCAGCUAGAACAAUAAAAGACUCGGCGAAUACCCCUGUCUUAUCCCAUUGCCAGCUUCAUUUGGAUCAGUUAGUUAAUCUUCUACUUUCACUUUUAUUGUGUUGUUCUGGUAGAUGUUUUGGAUCGUUUUAAUUAUUGCUAGAGGUACCUCUCUUGAGUAUAACAAAUAGAUAACGUCCUUUAAUUUGACCCUGACAAAUGCUUUCUUAAUAGUCCAAGAGGCAGCGCUGAAAAAUCUCUUUGAAUUUACUUAAGCUAGAUUUUUCACAGUUGAUUACUGUGAUUAGUCGACUACUAUGAAACUAUGAAACAUAAUGCGGUCGGUCAAGCGAAACGUAGAACAGGGGUUACUGAGAGGGUAUCAAAGUUGCUUUCCUACGAAGGUAAUUAAAUCCAUUUACUAAGGCUGAAAAUCAGUACACACAUUCCACAUUCUAAAUUAAAUAUAAAUAAUAAGUUUUCAAUUUAAAAAUCUUUUAGUAAUAUUUUAAUAUUUUUAAAUAUUAAUAAUAUUGUUAUUAGGAUUGAAAACUACUUCAUCUUUCAAUUGCCAGAUGACGUUAGUCACCUAGUCCAUUCACGUCAGUUGCGGUGUGGGGGAUAAACUCUCGGUGUUAAUGACUUAAAGUAUGGAGAAGCAGGCCUACGUUCUCUCCGAUGAGACUCCAACAAGAGUCGAAAAUCGUCGAUUCAGAGGGCUGGACUGCUCUCCGUAUUUUAAGUGAAAAAUAAGAUUGUUUUGCCUUCGCAUUGCAACUGAAUUAAAAAUGGAAUUUUUAUUUUAGUUUUAUAAAUAAAAGUUAUUAUAGUCGGUCAGCUGUAUGACGGGACAGAGCCGGUCGGUCGGCCCCAGUGAAUGUACAGGGUUAUUCACUAUAUUUUGACCCCUUGUAAACUUCUUUAUUUACAGAAUUAGAAAAAAAAAGUAAAAUACAAAAGUUAUUCGAUUUUAAAUUAUGAUUUUUUGACAUAUAUGUCGUACUAGUGACGUCAUCUAUUUGUGCGCAAUGACGUAAUCGACUAUUUUUUUCAAAUACGAAUAGAGGUCGAUUGCUAGCUCAUUUGAAAGGUUAUUCAAUUCCCUAUUCAGUAAUAUUCAGGGUGACCAAAAUUUUUUUUAAAUUAAAUUAAUUGUUUAAUUAAUGAUUCAAAAAAAUUUUUUGGACACCCUGUAUAAAUAAUGAUCUUAAUGUUUAUAGUACUGUAUAGAGCAGCGGUUCUCAAUCUUUUUGUAUCAUGUACCACCAAAUACCUUUUAUUAUUUUUGGUACCACCUAACUGAAAUACAUAUCUAACUAAGUGAUCUAACAAACUAUAACAGUGGUGCUGAUUUUGGCUAUUUUUGCGUUUUGUGUACCACCUCAAAAAAUGAAAUGUACCACCAGUGGUACAUGUACCACAGAUUGAGAACUGCUGGUAUAGAGAAUUGAAUAACCUUUCAAAUGAGCUAGCACACGACCCCUAUUCUCAUUUUUAAAAAAAUAGUGGAUUACGUCAUCACGCCCAGAUGGAUGACGUCACUAGUACGAUAUAUAUGUCAAAAAAUCAUAAUAGAAAAAAAUCGAAUAUUUUUACAUUUUUUUCUAAUUCUGCAAAUAAAGCAGUUUACAAGGGGGUCAAAAUAUAGUGAAUAACCCUGUACAUUCAUUGGGGCCGACCGACCGGCUCUGUCCCGUCAUACAGCUGACCGACUAUAAUAACUGUUAUUUAUAUUUAAUUUAGAAGGUGUGUACUGAUUUUCAGCCUUAGUAAAUGGAUUUAAUUACCUUCGUAGGAAAGCAACUUUGAUACCCUCUCAGUUACCCCUGUUCUACGUUUCGCUUAACCGACCGCAGUAUGUUUCUCUGCACACUCACAGUAAUCGACUGUGAAAAAUCUAGCUUUAGUAAAUUCAAAUAGAUUUUUCAGCGCUGCCUCUCCGUCUAUAAGGUCCACGAAAUAUAAAUAUGCCGAUUUGUUGUAUUCUAACGUUAUUCUAACGAUUUCUCUUGAACUUGCCUCAUUAUAAAUAUAACGUCGAUGCAUGAUUUUCCCGAUCUAAAGCCUUGCUCUUCUUCUGCUGUUAUCAUUUCGUUUAGUUUGUUUGUUAUCUCUUUGGUUGUUAAUUUUAAUGUUGUAUUUAAUAGUUAAUUCCUCUAUAAUUCUACGGGUUCGAUUUGUCUCCUUUUUCGAAGAGAAGUAUUAGGAUGUUUGAUCUCUAUUUUUGUGGUAUUCUGUUUUGUUCUAUUAUUUUUUAUAAUACAAAAAGACACGUGCAAUAUAAAACAGCUUUUUAAGAUAACUUACGAAGAGAGACAACUAGAUACCCAUUUUGUAUGUAGGUACUUAAGAAACAUUAAUUAUAAAUUGGGACCAGUUUAUUUAAUGAAAACGAAUUUGUGCUAAAACGGCACGGUGAUCUUUUCGUUUUACCGAAUCAGUACGACGCAAAAGUAUCACCUCCAAAGUCUCACAAAAUUUUAUUCAUUGAAUUUUAAUACCGAUCAAAUGAAUCAAAAUAUUAUCAUGAGAUCAAUAUCUCAUCUGUUUAGUUUGGUUAUGCACCAUUGUAGCAUCUUGAUCCAGGGUUUUCCAUCCUUUUCUAGUUUUUCAUUACUCUCCUUAAAUAUCUACUACGUAGGUGUAGAGGCAUGUUUAGUAGAAUUGACAAAUGAUCCAAUUAAACACGACGUGGUCCAAAUCUGAAGGACGAUUGUUAUAUAGAUUAGUAUAUUUUUGAACGUUUUUAAUCUGUUUAGUUAUACUUUUUAUUGUUUUAUAUUUUUUAUUUAUUUUUGUAGUUAUAUUUUUCUUGCUUGUGAAGCAUCUUGACAAGGAUAGACAAUUAUAUAAGAGAGAUAAAAAAUGACUGUAUUGAGAGUACCUAUUUUUGUACUGUUACCAUUUUUUAUUGUUGUUUAUCUUGUAAUUAAUAAAUUUUUUGUCAAUUA